Molecule: messenger RNA, 1666 nt
Organism: Dothidotthia symphoricarpi CBS 119687
Lineage: Eukaryota; Fungi; Ascomycota; Dothideomycetes; Pleosporales; Dothidotthiaceae
Product: NADH-ubiquinone oxidoreductase-like protein 51 kDa subunit
Exons: 3
Coding region: 7-1539 (510 amino acids)
Molecular function (GO): FMN binding; NAD binding; NADH dehydrogenase (ubiquinone) activity
Source: RefSeq, a predicted model, not a curated record
CCCACGAUGCUCGCCCGACACGCCCCCGCGCCGACGACGCUCAGCGCAGCCGCCCACCGAGCGCUGCCCGCUGCUUCUGCCGCCGCCGCCGCCUCUCGCCUUUCGACGGCCGGCACACCCUCGCGCACACAGAAGAGGAGCCUGGCCACGGUGCAGGACACGCCGGUGCAGCGGACAUAUGGCGGGCUCAAGGACCAGGACCGUAUCUUCCAGAACCUGUACGGCCACCAUGGCGCCGACCUGAAGAGCGCCAUGAAGUACGGCGACUGGCACAAGACCAAGGAGAUUCUGCUCAAGGGCCACGACUGGAUCAUUUCCGAGGUCAAGGCCUCUGGGCUGCGCGGGCGAGGCGGUGCCGGUUUCCCCUCUGGCCUGAAAUGGUCGUUCAUGAACGCAAAGGGCUGGGAAAACGACACCAAGCCCCGCUAUCUGGUCGUCAAUGCCGACGAGGGCGAGCCCGGCACGUGCAAGGACCGCGAGAUCAUGCGCAAGGACCCGCACAAGCUCAUCGAGGGCUGUCUCGUUGCCGGCCGCGCCAUGAACGCCACGGCCGCCUACAUCUACAUCCGCGGCGAGUUCUACCACGAGGCUGCCGUGCUUGAGCGCGCCAUCCAGGAGGCUUACCAAGCUGGCUUGAUCGGCAAGAACGCCUGCGGGUCCGGUUACGACUUCGACGUCUACGUCCACCGCGGCAUGGGCGCCUACGUGUGCGGUGAGGAGACGUCCCUCAUCGAGUCGCUCGAGGGCAAGCCUGGAAAGCCCCGUCUCAAGCCCCCGUUCCCCGCUGCCGUUGGCCUGUUCGGAUGCCCAUCGACCGUCGCCAACGUCGAGACGAUUGCUGUCGCGCCCACCAUCUGCCGCCGAGGAGGCAACUGGUUCGCUGGCUUCGGCCGUGAGCGCAACCAGGGCACCAAGCUGUUCGCCAUCUCCGGCCACGUCAACCACCCCUGCACCGUCGAGGAGGAGAUGUCCAUCCCCCUCCGCGAGCUGAUCGACCGACACUGCGGCGGCGUCAAGGGCGGCUGGGACAACCUCCUCGCCGUCAUCCCCGGCGGCUCCUCCACCCCCGUCCUGCCCAAGCACAUCUGCGAAGACCAGCUUAUGGACUUUGACGCGCUCAAGGACUCGCAGUCUGGAUUCGGUACCGCCGCCGUCAUCGUCAUGGACAAGUCAACAGAUAUCGUCCGCGCCAUCACCCGCCUCGCCAAAUUCUACCACCACGAAUCUUGCGGCCAGUGCACGCCCUGCCGCGAGGGCUCAAAGUGGACCCACCAGAUCAUGGACCGCUUCGAGAAGGGCCAGGGUCGCGUUCGUGAGAUUGAUAUGUUGCAGGAGCUCACUAAGCAGGUUGAGGGUCACACGAUUUGCGCUCUUGGUGAGGCGUUUGCGUGGCCGCUGCAGGGGCUCAUCAGGCAUUUCAGACCUGAGCUCGAGGCUAGGAUGAAGGAUUAUGGUGUGCAGAAUGGAGGGGCGGCGUUGGCGGGCGGUUGGGCGCAUGAUGCUGCGAAGAGGGGGCAGUUGGUUGCGCCGGGUCAGUAGGGAGAUUGCUUAGUCGAUUUGUUAUCGCUGCGUUGAGUUCGCUGCUGAGUGUAUAUAUGGGGAGAUUUUAUCGCAACCUGCUUCUUCGACUGAAUGAUUGACUGAUUCAUAUCAUUGAACUACCCUG